CCGUUAACAAAUUGGGUUAAAUGUCAGUUAAAUGUCCUUUAAAUUAAAAAAAAGGUUUUGUUUGUGUUUCAUUAUUCUUAAAAAUGUCUCAGCCUUCUGUUACUACUUAUUUUAAUAGUAGGAAACGCUCAGCUUUGGAAGAAAGUAAAGUGAGUCGUGCUAAAAAAGUUUUAAUCUUGGACAAAAAUUCAUUAAAAACUGAGUUAAAGUGCUUAAAGGAACUUCAUAAUGAAUCCAUUAGUGUUAUCUCUUCAUCAGAUAAAAACAUCGAUUCUUCUCCUAAAAUUGUUACACGUGAGAUUAAAAUAAAAACGGCUGAAGACUUGGAAGAAGGACUUACAAAGAAAACGUGUCUUCAAUCAAAGCCAGCAAAAAUGCCAACUAAACAUAGGAAAUUAAAAGAACUCCCAAAGCAGUCUAGAAUACAGGAAAUGUUUAAUAAAAUGGCUCAAAUGCAACAGGAAGAAGUCACAAAAGUAAACCCUGAAGACUUUGAAACCGUAAAACAUGUCACCCCACCUUCCACACCUACCAAGUCUACAUCAAUAUUUCAAAAUAAAAUUAAUAGUGCAGGUCAACCUUCUCUGCAAGAAAUUAGACAGAAAAUAGUUACCAGUUCCAAAUGUAGCAAAUUGAAACAAUCCCUAGCUCGUUUUAAAGAAGCCAGUUCAAAAUUAGAAGAACAAGAAAAAAAGACUGCUGCUCUUAAAUCACCUUCAUUAAAGACCUUUCAAACAAUUAAUUUGGAAGUUAAUUUAAGCCCCCAAAAAGUGCUGUCGCCAGAAAAAGCUUAUUUGAGCCCCAAAAAGAACAGUACAUCUGCCAAACGCAACAUAUUGGGAUCAUUAAGUCCCACAAAGCACAGUGUGGCUGGGCUUACAGCAGAAAGAAAAAAAUCAUUAGAAACUCCAGCAAAGGAAUCCUUGACUCUCCCAUACAAAUAUCGUUUCUUGGCUGAGAUCUUUCGUGCUUUAGACACCGUUUCACAGCUCCUUUUUAAUAGAAAAGAAACCAUAACAUUCAAUAAAUUGAAGCCUGCUGUAGAGAAGAUUUUAAAACGAAAUUUUUCAGAAAAACAUUUAGCCCAAAUAAAGACGAUCUAUCCAGAAGCUUUUGACUUUCAAAAGUGCAAAAUUAGAUCCUUUGGGGCUGGCCUUAACUCAAAUAAUUGGGAGCUAACUGUUACACCUUCCAUUAAUGGAGACUUCAUGACUUCUGAACUGAUUCUUGAAAGAAGACGUAAACUAUUUAGUAUACUAAUUGAAAAAUUAAAAGAUUACCAUGCAGAGUUCUUGCAAACCCUAGACCCCCCGCUGGAAAUUCCCCGUGAAGUAAUUAAAAGGUGGCAUCCCCUGUUUGAUCUAGAAAAAGUCCCCGACAUCGAGCCUUCGCCUUUACCGGAACUUCCCAAAGAAGAAAAAUUAACAAGUGGACAAGAAGUUUUGGAAAAAGCUAAAGUUUUAUUCAGUUGCAACACUCGCAUGGAAAGAGCAUUGCAAAGACUUAAAGAGGCACAAGGAGAUAGUCCAAAGCCUGUUGCAACUGUUACAGAAAGCAACUCAAUCCUAAAAGGGAUCCCAAAAGCUCUUUUAGAAAAAGUACGCCAACGACAAGCAGCUAAAGCGCUAGAUACAAUAACGAGGAGCGAAACGAAAGAAAAAGAAUUACAAAUGUACACCAGGUUACCAGAAAUUGCUAGAAUUAUAAGAAACUUGUUUGUGGCAGAAAAGAAGAAUGUUUUACCCUUUGACACUGUCCUUUUAGGCUUGGACAAUAGUAUACAUUCGUUUCUGAAUAAAAAAGGUUUAGAGGAACAUGUAAGACUGUUAGCCAAAGAAGCUCCCGAUUGGUUGACCUUCCUGACCUUACGAGGGACAGUCUACAUAAAAAUCGUUAAAAAUGCUGACUUGGCUGUUGUCAUUAAGAAGUUAGAUGAACUUAUAAAAAUUAAAAGCGAGUUCUGAUUAAAGUUUUUAAUCUUCUAAUAGACUCGCAACGUAUUUGUGUUUUUUGUAUUGUUUGUCUUAUUAAUGUUAUAAUUUGUUACGAUUUGUGACCUCCGAUAAUUAAUAUAUAAGCCUUAAUACCCUAAUCAAAGUAAUUUUGUACUUGUAUCAUCAAAAAUAUAUAACAUAUUUUGUUUUAGUCAGAAUAAA
Molecule: messenger RNA, 2156 nt
Organism: Agrilus planipennis (emerald ash borer)
Lineage: Eukaryota; Metazoa; Arthropoda; Insecta; Coleoptera; Buprestidae
Product: DNA replication factor Cdt1
Exons: 2
Coding region: 84-1964 (626 amino acids)
Biological process (GO): DNA replication checkpoint signaling; DNA replication preinitiation complex assembly; regulation of DNA-templated DNA replication initiation
Cellular component (GO): nucleus
Molecular function (GO): DNA binding; DNA polymerase binding
Source: RefSeq, a predicted model, not a curated record